Vicia villosa (hairy vetch) is the source of this 4575-nucleotide messenger RNA. RefSeq names its product putative disease resistance RPP13-like protein 1. Gene Ontology annotation, biological process: defense response to other organism. Lineage: Eukaryota; Viridiplantae; Streptophyta; Magnoliopsida; Fabales; Fabaceae. The transcript is spliced from 4 exons. Bases 179 to 3922 code for a protein of 1247 amino acids. The record is from RefSeq and is a predicted model, not a curated record. Gene Ontology annotation, molecular function: ADP binding.
ACUAUUAAUUUCUAUUUAAAGGUUUAUUCUCAAUUUAAUUUAAUAUAAUAAUAGUAAUAGUCUUGUUUCCUAGUUUGUUUCUAUAUAGAAAGAAUCGGACCGGUUGACCUUAGUGCAGUAGCUGCAAUCAUUUUCUGAUUUUCCCAUUUCUAUUACAAUCUCAUCACUCAAUUAUCUUAUGGCGGCCGCUGUUGUUGGUGAAGCUUUUCUCUCUGCUUUCAUUGAAGUUCUCCUUGACAGACUUGCUUCUCAUCAGGUUCUUGACUUGAUCCGUGGGAAGAAACUUGACAUCAAUUUAGUCCAAAGGUUGAAGAACACUCUUUACGCUGUUGAGGCUGUGCUCAACGAUGCUGAACAGAAGCAGAUUCAUGACUCUGCUGUUAACAAAUGGCUUGAUGAUCUCAAAGAUGCUCUCUAUGUUGCUGAUGACCUUCUUGAUCGGAUUUCUACUAAAGCUGCAACUACUCAGAAGAACAAAGAGGUCAGUACUGCUAACUACUUUUCUCGCUUUUUCAACUUUGAGGAAAGGGAUAUGGUUUGUAAGCUGGAGGAUAUAGUUGCUAGGCUUGAAUACAUUCUCAAUUUCAAAGAUAUUCUUGGCCUUCAACAUAUUGCAACUCAUCACUCAUCAUGGAGAUCUCCAUCAACCUCUUUACAAGACAGAUUUACCGUAUUUGGUAGGGAUCAAGACAAAGAGGCCAUACUCAAAUUACUGUUAGAUGAUGAUAAUCAUAAGGAUGGAAUUUCUGUGAUCCCUAUAGUUGGUAUGGGUGGAGUGGGAAAAACUACUUUAGCUCAAUCUGUGUACAACCAUGAUACUAUAAAGCAGAAAUUCAAUGUUCAAGCAUGGGCUUGUGUUUCUGAUCAUUUUGAUGAAUUGAAUGUUGCAAAGGCCAUCUUGGAGUCAAUUGUGGGGAAUGCUUGUAGCACAGAUAACAAAGAGUUGCUUCAUCGUGAUUUGAAGGAAAAACUAGCUGGAAAAAAGUUCUUAAUUGUUUUGGAUGAUGUAUGGACCGAGGAUUAUGACGGCUGGAAUUCUCUUUUAAGGCCUCUUCAAUACGGAGCUAAAGGAAGUAAAAUUCUUGUAACAACCCGUAUCCAAAAAGUUGCUUCUAUGGUUCAAACUUUUCAAGAUUACUCUCUUGAGAAAUUGUCUGAUGAAGAUUGUUGGUCAGUGUUUGUAAACCAUGCAUGCCUUUCUCCAGAAGAAUUCAGUGAGAAUAAGAAUCUCCUUAGAAUUGGCAAAGAGAUUGUUAGAAAAUGCAAGGGAUUGCCUUUAGCAGCACAAUCACUUGGGGGCUUGUUGCGAAGUAAACGUGACAUCAAGGAUUGGGAUAAUAUACUAAAUAGUAACAUUUGGGUAAAUGAGAGUAAGAUCAUUCCAGCACUAAGAAUUAGUUAUCAUUAUCUCCCUCCUUAUUUGAAACGCUGCUUUGUUUAUUGUUCCUUGUAUCCUAAGGAUCAUAAAUUUUUUAAAGACAAGUUGAUUUUAUUGUGGAUGGCUGAAGAUCUUUUACAACCUCAAAAAAACGGGAAGACUUUAGAAGAAGUUGGUUAUGGGUAUUUUGAUGACUUAGUUUCAAGAUCGUUUUUUCAACAUUCUGGGAAUAAGAAUCAGAGUUUUGUGAUGCAUGAUCUGGUGCAUGAUUUAGCGAUAUUGCUAGGUGGAGAUUUCUAUUUCAGAACAGAAGAACUCGGGAAAGAAAUGAAGAUCGGUACCAUGACCCGUCAUUUAUCAUUUAGAAGCUUCAGUGGUCAAGUCUUUGAAAGCUUUGAUAUUUUUGACCGAGCAAAACAUCUUAGGACGUUUUUGACAAACUAUUUUAAACCCCCUCCUUCCAAUAUCGAAAAGGCAUCAUGCAUCAAUUUAUCCACGUUGAAGAGCUUGAGAGUUUUGUCAUUUCACAACUCUCCAUAUCUUGAUGCAUUGCCCGAUUCGAUAAAUGAACUGAUCCAUUUGCGUUACUUGGAUCUCUCAGCCACGACAAUUAAAACAUUACCAGAGUCAUUGUGUAAUUUGUAUAAUCUACAAACGUUGAGGUUGCACAAUUGUCGAGAACUAACCUGGCUUCCCAAUGACAUGCAAAAUCUUGUAAAUUUGCGCCAUCUUGAUAUCCGUGGAAAUCGUAAGUUAGAAGAAAUGCCUGUUGGAAUGAGCAAAUUAAAUCAGUUGCAUUAUUUAAGUUACUUUGUUGUGGGAAAACAUGAAGAGAACGGGAUCAAGGAACUGGGGACACUUUCAAAUCUUCACGGAUCACUUUCCAUUAAGAAAUUAGAGAAUGUUACCAACAGCUUUGAAGCAUCAAAGGCAAAGAUAAUGGAUAAGAAGUACCUUGAAGAAUUAUCGUUUGUAUGGUCUCGAGAUGCAAAGGACGAUUUUAAGAAUUCACAAUGCGAGAUGGAUAUACUUGGAAAUUUACAACCUACCAAGAACCUGAAAAGGCUAGAUAUUGAUGGAUACAGGGGCACAAAAUUUCCAGAAUGGGUUGGAGAUCCUUCCUACCAUAAUUUGACUGAUUUAUCUUUCUAUAAUUGUCAUAAUUGUUGCAUCCUGCCCCCACUAGAACAACUACGCUCUCUUAAGAAAUUGAGAAUUAGUAGAAUGAGUAUGAUCGAGAUUAUUGGAUCUGAAUAUGGUGAUUUUUUUUCAGAGACACUUUUUCCUUCCCUUGAACGUCUUGAGUUCCGUGACAUGCCUUGUUGGGAAGUGUGGCAUCAUCCCCAUGAAUCAGCUGCUCCCUUCCCUAUAUUGAAGACCCUUUUGCUUAUUGGUUGUCCUAUAUUACGGGGAAAUUUGCCAUCUCAUCUUCCUGCUUUGGAAGUACUUGUGAUUGAACAAUGCUACCAACUUGCUUCUUCUCUCCCAAGGUCCCUUGUCAUAACUAAACUAGAGGUUUCUGAAAGCAAUAAAGUAGCACUACCAGAGCUACUACCACUUUCAUUAACAGAGUUAAAAACUCAAGGAAGAGCGGUAAUAGAGUCCGUGUUUGAAGCCUUCAGAAUCACCUUACCAACUUCUCUUCAAAAUUUAUACAUUGAGAAUUGUUCAUCUGCAAUAUCAUUUCCGAGAGAUUGUUUGCCCACAUCCUUGCAUUACCUGACUAUUAGGAAUUGUGAAAAUCUAGAUUUCCCAAUGCAAAACCACCAACUCGAGUCACUUGUGUAUUUGUAUAUAAAAAGGAGUUGUGAUUCUCUUAGAACCCUCCCACUGGAAACCUUUCCAAAUCUUCGAUAUCUGGAAAUCAGAAACUGUGAAAACAUAGAAAAUCUUUCUGCUUUGAAGAAUCUUCAAAAUCUCGCUGAUAUUAGGAUUAGAGGCUGCCCCAAUUUUGUAUCAUUCCCAAGAGAGGGAUUGUCUGCGCCAAACUUGAAUACAUUGCAUGUCUCCUGCUGCGUUAAUUUAAAGUCACUUCCUUGUCACAUACAUACUCUUUUCCCAAUGUUAGAAAAUGUGACAAUAGAAGAUUGCCCAGAAAUUGAGACUUUUCCAGAAGGGGGUAUGCCGCCUAGCUUGAGAAAACUUCAGAUCUUGAAUUGUGAAAAAUUAUUGAGGAACCCGUUGCUAACUUUGUUGGACAUGCUUACCCAUCUUUCCAUUACUGAUGGUUCUGAGUCCUUCCCCAAGGAGGGUUUUGCGAUGCUACCUCCCUCCCUUACCUCCCUUACGCUAUGCAAAAUGUCAAAUUUGUUCACUGUGGAGUGUAGGGGGAUUCUCCAUCUCACAUCCCUCCAAAACUUUGAAAUUAAAAGCUGUCCCAAGCUGGAGAAUAUGGUGGGAGACAGACUACCUGCUUCUCUGCUAAAACUUCAAAUAUAUGAAUGUCCUCUGCUGGAAGAACGGUGCCGCAUGAAACACCCGCAAAUCUGGCCCAAACUUUCCCACAUCCCAAACAUUAAGCUUAACAGCAGUUGGAUUUAUUAAGCUUGAACUUGGAUUUUAAAUUGUUUGCUGUACAAGGUCGUAUGGGUGGUUGUUUGUAAAAAAAGGCCGUAUGGGUGCAUGCAGAUUCACAACAAACAUUUUUUCAUAUUUACAGGAGUUAGCAAAGAUGCAAAGAUCCACCACUUUUUUCACAGGCCUUCUUAAGCAUACACAUCAGGAGCAAGGAAAAGAAGAAAGGUUUGCACCAAUGAACAAGGAAGUGAAACAAGAUGGCGCAAGACAGGGAGAACCAGAGAGUUUUGUGCCAAUGAUGUUGUGAUGAAGAGUUUUAAUCAACUUCUAUGGUUUGAGAUUAAGAGCAUAGAGAAUAUGGUGUAACAAGGUAGAUUGGUGUGGGAAUAAGGUAGAUAGAAGAAGAAAAAAGGGCUAUCUAUUCAAGUUUUAAGGAGGACCAAACUCAUGGUGUUCUAAAAAAACAACUCGUGAGUAUUCAAGUUACGAAGCUAAUUAUACUGCAGGGUCACUAGCAAUAUGUCAAACAAAUUGGUUGCAAUCAUUGAUAAUGGAUGGAAGAAUGAUGAUAAUUUUGAAGUCAAGUUAAUGAUUGACAACAAUUAUUUCAUUAACCUAGAAAAAAAAACCUUAUCUUCCAUGUGAACAGUAAGCACAUUGAAAUAAGUUUUAUUUUUUUU